CUUAUACGCCAUAGCUCGGCUCAUAACGAUCUAUGGGCAUGGAUGGUCCCAGCCGGAGCCUUGAUAUCGUCGGCUGGUCAGCCGGCCGGUCGUCACACGUUGGAUAUAGUCUGCCGAUAUUUCCGCAGGCUGUGUGUGAUGAACCCAGCUCAACCAGUGCCGCUGUCGAAUAUGGCGUGAAGUACUCACGAUGCAGAAACAACUCCAUCCUCUAGAUCCGUUGAGGCCAGAGGAAAUCUCGCGGGCCUCGCAAAUCCUCCGGCAAUCUCAACCAAAUGAGCACAUUGUUUUCAGGGUCAUUACUCUGCAGGAGCCGGCCAAGUCGGUACUGCUUCCGUACCUGGAAGCAGAGCACCUUCACCAACCUCUGCCACAGCGUCCACGCCGAGAAGCAAUGGUGCAAUUCUUUUCGGGCUCAUCUGAGAACUUUUACCAAGUCAUCAUUGAUUUGGAUCGUGCCAGCAUCGUUUCUGGGAAGGAUCUCCGGGGCUAUCACUCGUAUACCGAUUUUGAAGAGCAAACUCGUCUAGAGCAGUUGUGCCUAUUCGAUGAUCGGAUCUUGAAAGUGAUUGAGAAACUUGCGUUGCCUGAGGGCGCCGUCAUUAAUGUUGAACCUUGGACGUAUGCACCCGACGGGGUCGAGGAUGCCAUGCAGAGAUUGACUAUGUGUUACUUCUACAUGAGCCUUUCUUCCAACGCUGAUUCAAACCACUUUAUGUAUCCUCUCGAUUUCUGCGCCGAAGUAUCUGACGAUGGGAUCAAGAAGAUUUUCAAACUGCCUGGCACUGCCGAGGAGCGAGUGCAAGAACUCCGAGUCGAGGAUAUCAGGAGAUUUGAUCGCCGGAAGAUCCAUUCAGGCAGCGAGUACCAUCCUGCCCUGAAACAAGACCACCGGACCUCAACCAAACCAUACCAAGUUUGGCAACCAAAAGGACCUUCAUUCCGCGUGCAAGGUCAAGUGGUUGAGUGGGAAAAAUGGCGCUUCAGGGUGGGCUUCAAUUAUCGAGAAGGACUUACAUUACACGACAUUACUUAUGACAGCAGACGUCUGUUUUACCGAUUAUCUCUGUCGGAGAUGUUCGUACCUUACGGUGAUAGUCGAGCGCCGUAUCCUCGAAAGGCGGCUUUCGAUCUCGGCAAUAAUGGCGCUGGUUGUGACUGUCUGGGGCACAUCAAGUACUUCGACGCCUACCAUAACACUCUAAAGGGACAGCCAGUCGUUCUGCCAAAUGUCGUAUGCUGCCACGAAAUCGAUGAUGGCAUUCUCUGGAAGCAUACCAACUAUCGUACACAGAAUGCGGUUGUCACCAGGUCGAGGGUUCUUGUCUUACAGACCAUCAUCACUGUGGCGAAUUACGAAUAUAUUUUCGCAUUCCACUUCACUCAGGCGGCGAGCGUACGCUAUGAAGUCCGCGCAACAGGCAUUCUCUCCACCGCGCCAAUUGAAUUGAACGAACAAGUCCCUUACGGCAAGGUGGUCGCUCCUGGUGUCAUGGCACCCUACCACCAGCAUUUGUUUUCACUUCGUAUUGAUCCGUGGCUUGAUGGCCAGAAAAACUCAUUUGCUGUUUCCGAGUCAGUUCCCAUGGCCCUAGAUCCACACACCAACCCCUUCGGCGUCGGCUACACGACACGUUGCGACAUUAUCGAAUCCGAGUCAGCCCAUGACCUCGACAUCACAAAAGCACGCACAUUCCGCAUCAUCAAUGAGAACUCAAUCAAUCCCAUCUCGGGCCGACCUGUGGGUUACGACAUCGUGCCCAGCCCGGCCCAAAUGCUGCUGGCGCACCCGUCCUCGUUCCACAGCAGACGCUCUGAAUUCGCAGAUCACGCCUUCUGGGUGACUCGCCAUCAUGAUGGAGAGCUCUUCGCCGCUGGAGAUCAUACCAUGCAAUCUCAAGGAGGUCAGGGCAUCGCAUCAUGGAUCAAAGGAGAGAGGUCAGCGGGGCCUGCAGGGCAGCUAUAUCAUCGUCCAGGGCCCCUCAGCGUACGAGAUGAUGAUAUCGUGGUGUGGCACACCUUCGGCACCACCCACAAUCCACGGGUCGAGGAUUGGCCGGUCAUGCCAGAGGAGCGCAUGACGGUCACUCUGAAGCCGAACGACUUCUUCGAGCGCAACCCCAGUCUCGACGUGCAACCGAGCCGACAAGAAGACAACAAGAGCGUAUUGGUGGUGGAAGACUCUGAAUGUUGUGCAGACGCUCUGAAGUUUCGCUUGGGCGAAGGAAAGCUAUAA
This is a messenger RNA of Cladophialophora immunda, 2236 nucleotides long. RefSeq lists its product as uncharacterized. The transcript is spliced from 4 exons. The coding region runs from base 191 to 2236 and encodes 681 amino acids. Gene Ontology annotation, biological process: amine metabolic process. NCBI's taxonomy places the organism in Eukaryota, Fungi, Ascomycota, Eurotiomycetes, Chaetothyriales, Herpotrichiellaceae. Gene Ontology annotation, molecular function: quinone binding; primary methylamine oxidase activity; copper ion binding. The record is from RefSeq and is a predicted model, not a curated record.